Molecule: messenger RNA, 636 nt
Organism: Papaver somniferum (opium poppy)
Lineage: Eukaryota; Viridiplantae; Streptophyta; Magnoliopsida; Ranunculales; Papaveraceae
Product: cysteine-rich repeat secretory protein 38-like
Exons: 2
Coding region: 1-636 (211 amino acids)
Source: RefSeq, a predicted model, not a curated record
AUGGGAAGUAGUAAUUAUACUACUAACAGUACAUUUCAAAAGAACCUCAAUAUUCUUCUACCUUCUAUCUCAUCAGCCAACACUUCAAGAAAUGGAUACUAUAACGCCACGGUCGGGAGAAACCUGGACACAGUUUACGGUUCUUUACAGUGUAGAGGUGAUAUUGCAGCAUCACAAGAUUGUCAAAUUUGUGCUGAAACUGCAGCUAAAGAGAUCAUUACAGAAAAGAGAUGUCCCGAAUCUAAACGAGCAAUUAUUUGGUAUGAAGAAUGCAUGUUAAGGUAUUCAGAUGAAUAUUACUUCAAUUUAAUGCUGGAUAAUCCAAGAUUUUUGUCCUGGAAUGUUAACAACCUUACCGAUCCGGAUAAGUUUAAUCCAAUUUUAAGAGAUUUAAUGAAUGGUUUAGUAAGUAAAGCUAUUUCAAAUGGUUCUUCAAAUUUCCAGAAAGUAUAUGGGUUAGUACAAUGUACUGUUGAUAUAUCUUCAAGUAGUUGCAAUCGAUGUCUCGUUGCGGCUAUCUCUGAAUUACCCAAUUGCUGUGAUGGGAAACAAGGUGGAAGGGUUAUUAAACCUAGUGUUUGGAACAAUUGCCGAAUCAUGCCUGCACAACAAAUAAAUCAAACAGGAAACAAAUAA